Messenger RNA from Lampris incognitus (smalleye Pacific opah), 5380 nucleotides. RefSeq names its product neurexin 2b (gene nrxn2b). The transcript is spliced from 22 exons. The record is from RefSeq and is a predicted model, not a curated record. Lineage: Eukaryota; Metazoa; Chordata; Actinopteri; Lampriformes; Lampridae. Bases 1 to 5070 code for a protein of 1689 amino acids.
AUGACGAGGGGGACAAGGUUUCUGUGUUUACCGCUUUGGCCUCUGACGCUCUUCAGCCUGCUGACCGGCGUGAAGAUGCUGGAGUUUGGCGGGGCGCCGGGCCAGUGGGCUCGCUAUGGUCGUUGGGAGGCCGGCUCUGUGGGCGAGCUGAGCUUCAGCCUGAAAACGAAUAUCAGCAAGGCUCUUGUUCUCUACCUGGAUGAUGGAGGCAACUGCGACUUCAUGGAGCUGCUGAUUGCUGGCGGGCGCCUACAGCUGCGCUUUGCCAUCCACUGCGCCGAGCCAGCCACUUUGCACAUGGAGACACCGGUCAACGAUGACCGUUGGCACAUGGUCCUGCUCACCCGGAAUUUCCGCGAGACCCUGCUGAUGGUGGACGGGGAGACCAAAGUGGCUGAGGUCAAGUCCAAGAGGAAGGAGAUGGCAGUGGUCAGUGACCUGUUCGUGGGAGGCAUUCCGCCCGAUGUACGACUAUCGGCGCUGACCUCUAGCACAGUGAAGUACGAGCCACCGUUCCAAGGCUUGAUCUCCAACCUGAAGGUGGGGGAGAUGCCUCCUACUCUUCUCAACAGCCAGGGCAUACAGAGCGACCUGGAGUACCUGUGUACCAAACAGAACCCCUGCUUCAACGGAGGAUUUUGCUCCAUCCAAUUCGGUGAGGUGCACUGUGACUGCACCCACACUCGCUUCAAGGGGAAGUACUGCAAGGAAGCUGAAGAGUAUGCUGUUGAAGGUCUGGCGCACCUGACGUUAAACAACCAAGGCGACUCCGCACAAAAUGGUAAGGAAGAGUCGGUGGCCACCUUCAAGGGCAACGAGUUCUUCUGCUACGACCUGUCGAUGACGCCCAUCCAGAGCAGCACUGACGAGAUCACGCUCUCCUUUCGCACGCUGCAGCGGAACGGCCUCAUGCUGCACACCGGCAAGUCGGCCGACUACGUCAACCUGUCCCUGAAGAGCGGCGCCGUGUGGCUGGUGAUCAACCUGGGCUCGGGGGCUUUUGAGGCCCUGGUGGAGCCCGUCAAUGGCAAGUUCAAUGACAACGCCUGGCACGACGUGCGCGUCACCCGCAACCUGCGCCAGCACGCGGGCAUUGGACACGCUAUGGUGACCAUCUCAGUGGAUGGUAUAUUGACCACCACUGGCUACACCCAGGAAGAUUACACCAUGUUGGGCUCCGAUGAUUUCUUUUACAUUGGUGGGAGUCCCAACACUGCCGACCUGCCCGGAUCCCCAGUCAGCAACAACUUCAUGGGAUGUCUCAAAGACGUGGUGUACAAAAACAACGACUUCAAGCUGGAGUUGUCGCGGCUGGCCAUCGAGCGCGACCCGAAGAUCACCCUGAACGGAGAUCUGGUGUUCCGCUGCGAGGACGUGGCCGCCCUGGACCCGGUCACCUUCGAGACCCCGGAGUCCUACAUCUCCUUGCCCAAGUGGAACACCAAAAAGACAGGCUCCAUCUCCUUCGACUUCCGCACCACCGAGCACAGUGGCCUGCUGCUGUUCAGCCACGGGCGACCUCAAGGUCCCAAAGAGCAGCGGCCCGGCAGGGAGCUGAAGACCGACUACUUUGCCAUGGAGCUGCUGGACGGGUACCUGUACCUGCUGAUCGACAUGGGCUCUGGCAAGACCAAACUGAAGACCAGUAACAAGAAGGUCAAUGACGGGGAGUGGUGCCACGUGGACUUCCAGAGGGAAGGGAGGAAAGGCUCCAUCUCGGUCAACAGCCGCAGCCUGCCCUUCAGCUCGCCGGAGGGCAGUGAGAUCCUGGACCUAGACAGUGACAUGUACCUGGGCGGGCUUCCCGAGACUAAGUCCGACCUCGUCCUGCCGCCAGAGGUGUGGACCGCCCUGCUGAACUACGGCUAUGUGGGCUGCGUUCGGGACCUCUUCAUCGACGGCAAGAGCCGUGAUGUGCGCCGACUGGCCGAGAUCCAGAGCGCGCCAGGUGUCAGCAGCUUCUGCACCCGUGAGCUGCAAAAGAGGUGCAGCAGCGCCCCCUGCGGGAACGGCGGCCUGUGCAAAGAGGGCUGGAACCGCUACAUCUGCGACUGCAUCGGCACCGGCUUCCUGGGUGGAAACUGCGAGAUAGAGGCGACGGUGCUGAGCUACGACGGCAGCAUGUACCUGAAGAUCAUCAUGCCGAUCACCAUGCACACGGAGGCCGAGGACGUGGCGCUGCGCUUCAUGUCUCAGCGGGCCUACGGCCUUCUCAUGGCCACCACCUCCAAGGAGUCUGCAGACACCCUGCGGCUGGAGCUGGACGGGGGCCGCGUCAAACUCACCGUCAACCUGGAUUGUAUCAGGAUAGACUGUAACCUCAGUAAAGGACCCGAGAUGCUGUAUGCGGGGCAGAAACUGAAUGAUAAUGAGUGGCACAUGGUGAAGGUGGUGCGCAGAGGCAAGAACCUGCAGCUGUCUGUGGACAAUGUCACUGUAGAAGGCCAAAUGACCGGAGCCCACACGCGUCUUGAGUUCCACAACAUAGAGACGGGUAUCAUGACCGAGCGCCGCUUCAUCUCCGUGGUGCCCUCCAACUUCAUCGGCCACCUCCAGGGCUUGACUUUCAACGGGGUGGCCUACCUGGACCAGUGUAAAAAUGGAGACAUCUCCUACUGCGAGCUGAACGCCCGCUUCGGCAUGCGCCACAUCAUCGCAGACCCGGUGACGUUUCGAACGAAAGGCAGCUACUUGGCACUAGCCACGCUGCAGGCCUACGCCUCCAUGCACCUCUUCUUUCAGUUUAAGACCACCACGCCCGACGGCCUGAUGCUCUUCAACUCCGGAGAUGGGAGCGAUUUUAUCGUCGUGGAGCUGGUCAAGGGGUACGUCCACUACGUCUUCGACCUUGGCAACGGGCCGUCGCUGAUGAAGGGCAACUCGGAUAAGCCGCUCAAUGACAACCAAUGGCACAACGUGGUGGUGUCCCGGGACGCCAACAAUGUACAUACCCUUAAGAUCGAUUCGCGCACCGUUACACAGCACUCCAAUGGAGCCCGCAACCUGGACCUGAAAGGGGAGCUGUACAUCGGUGGUGUGACUAAGAAUAUGUACAGUAAUCUGCCCAAACUGAUCGCGUCCCGGGACGGGUACCAGGGCUGCCUGGCCUCUGUAGACCUGAACGGGAGACUCCCUGACCUGAUCGCAGAUGCCCUCCACAAGGUGGGCCAGGUGGAACGAGGCUGCGAUGGACCCAGCACCACCUGUACGGAGGACUCCUGCUAUAAUCAGGGGGUGUGUCUCCAACAGUGGGAGGGCUUCACCUGCGACUGCACCAUGACGUCCUACGGAGGCUCUUUUUGCAGCGACCCCGGGACAACCUACAUCUUUGGGCGAGGCGGAGCCCUCAUCACCUACACCUGGCCGCCCAACGACCGGCCAAGCACGCGGGCAGACAGGCUGGCGGUGGGCUUCAGCACGCAGCUGAAGGAGGCCGUUCUGGUCAGGGUGGAGAGUGCCAAGGGACUGGGAGACUACCUGGAACUUCACAUAGAACGGGGAAAGAUCGGCGUGAUCUUCAACGUGGGAACGGACGACAUCGCCAUCGAGGAGAGCGCGGUGAUGGUGAGCGACGGCAAAUACCACGUGGUACGCUUCACACGCAGCGGCGGCAACGCCACGCUGCAGGUGGACAACCAGCCCGUCAUCGAGCGCUUCCCAUCAGGGAACUUUGAUAAUGAGCGCCUGGCUAUUGCCAGACAAAGAAUCCCAUACCGUCUCGGUCGGGUAGUUGACGAGUGGCUACUCGACAAAGGUCGACAGCUGACCAUCUUCAACAGCCAGGCGUUCAUCAAAAUCGGCGGCGGCGGUGAGAAGGGGCGCCACUUCCAAGGCCAGAUCUCAGGCCUGUACUACAAUGGGCUGCAGGUGCUGAAGCUGGCAGCCGAGGGCGACCCCAACGUCCAUGCCCAGGGCAACCUGCGGCUGGUGGGCGACAUGCCCUCGGUGCUGACCACUGACACCACCUCCACCACCCCGCUGGCCGACAUGUCCACCACCAUCAUGGAAACCACCACCACUAUGGCCACCACUACCACUCGCAAGCAGCGCUCCCCCACCAUGAGAGACAGUGUUACGCAGAACACGGAUGACCUCUUGGUGGCAUCAGCCGAGUGUCCAAGUGACGAUGAAGACUUGGAGGAGUGUGAACCCGGAAAUGGAGGUGAAUUAGUGUUGCCCAUAAUAACAGUGGACUCCCUAGACCCCCCAUCCAUCGCCACCCGAUACCCAGUAAUCCCCCCGCCCCCCACCACCUACCGCCCCUUCCUCACCCUGCUCGAAACCACCAAAGAGUCCCUCCCCCUCCCCAAUGGACGGCCCCCUUGCCCCCUGGACCAGGAGGACUGCGAGGAGGCCAUCGAGGCGUCGGCGUACGGCUCGGGGGAGAUGACCGAGUCCGAUGACGAGGACUAUUACAAAAAUUCCCCCCUGGUCACCGACCGGACUGUCCUCCCACCUCCCCCAGCCGCCGAGGGCGGCGUCCAGAACCCCCAUGACCACCGUUUCUCCCGACCCCCCCACUCCCACGGCCCUUCCCUCUCCUCCACCCCCACGGCCAACCCCGACCAGCUCAGCCCCCGCAUCAAACCUGCCGCAGCCGGUGGUGGCAGUAGCGGUGGCGUUGGCGGCGGCAGCAAUAACAUCCCCGCCGGGAAAAUGAACACCCGGGACCAGGUGCUGCUGCCGCCGACCCACCCCUCGUCCGACCCGGGCCACCGUCGGGUCCCGGGCAUAACCUACCCCCCUAACUUCCCCCAUGUGCCCACUCCAGACCCCACGUCUCCGGAGAGGGGCCUGCCAGGCGCUGUGGAGGUGCAGCAGUCCAGCAGUACCACUGGCAUGGUGGUGGGCAUCGUGGCGGCCGCUGCCCUCUGCAUCCUCAUUCUGCUCUACGCCAUGUACAAGUACCGCAACCGCGAUGAGGGCUCCUACCAGGUGGACCAGAGCCGCAACUAUAUCAGCAACUCGGCCACGCAGAGCAACGGAGCCCUAGUCAAGGAGAAGCAGCCCAGUACCGCCAAGACAGUCACCAAGAACAAGAAGAACAAAGACAAGGAGUACUACGUCUGAGGAGACAAGCUGCCGAGACACUAGGAGACAGACAGCAGGUGCACUCAGAUAAGGAAAGAGACGGGAGAGAGAGCGAGAACAAGAGAGAGAUGGUGAGAGAAAUACGUGCGGUACGAUGAGACGUAAGAUGAAAUUUGUUUUUCCGAUGGGCGGUGUCACUCUUUUUUCCGAUAAACUGAAUCACUGUGUCAGUCAUCAGACGGACAUCCUCGUAACCCCUUCAAGUCCAAUCAGAGGAAGGCCGCAAAUGAGGCGGCGAGGUGACUCGAUUUUCACGCUCAACUCUUUCCGUUAUCUUUCUGUUCCCACC